AUGAAUCAAGGGAAUUUUCAAGAAAUUAUAGUUAUCGGUUAUAAAAAUGAAAAAUUGGUAGACGAUACAUAUAUAUAUGUCUAUGAUCUUUAUACGGGAUGUCAAAUAAUGAAAUUUAAACAAAAUGAUUGUUGUUUAAAAGGAAUAUUUAUUACGGAAAAGUAUAUUUUUUCUAGUCAAAGAGAAAAACCUAUUCUUCAUAUAUAUUCAUGGCAGAAGGAAAGUAUAUUUCAAAAAAUAAUUCUUCCUGAAACAUUAACGGCGUUUGCUGUUUCUCAUGAUGUUUAUUGGGCAGUUGGAGGUACAUUACAAGGAAAAAUAUAUCUUUGGCAGAUAUCAUCUGGAAAUUUGAUGUUUGUUCAUGACGCACAUUAUCAAAAGAUAACAGCAAUUACAUUUGUGAUGCAUGAUUCAUUUUUUUUGACAGGAUCUGAAGAUAAUCAUUUAUGUUUAUGGAGAUUGUUAGAUAUAGUUGAUUUAUAUUCCAAAAAGGAGGGAUGCCCUGUAAAAACAUGGAAUGAUCAUAGUUUAGCAAUUACAGACAUUGUUUGUGGGUUUGGGACAGCUAAUUCUGCAAGAGUUUUUACAUCUUCUUUGGAUAGCACAGUAAAUGUGUGGGAUUUAAGUACUCAAAGUCUUCUUACGACGUUUGUUUUUCCUAAACCAGUAACUUGUCUUGCAAUAGAUCCAGCAGAAAGAGCGUUUUAUGCGGGGAAUGAUCAAGGUGAUGUUUAUCUUGUUGAUUUAUAUGGCUUUGCAGAAGAGAAAUCUUUGGAAUCUUUUUAUGAAGCAAUAGGGGGGUCAAAAAAAGUUAUUCAAAGCGUUAACGAUGAAUCAACGAUAUUUAAAGGACAUAAAAAUGCUAUCUCAUGUUUGACAUUAUCUUUUGAUGGAUCUCUUUUAAUAUCAGGAUCUCAAGAUAAGGAUGUAUUUUUAUGGGAUAUUGCUACUCGUCAAAUAAUUCAUACAUUUAGCAAGCAAGAUGGACCAAUAACAUCUAUUUGUUGUAAAGUUAUCUAUCGGGGAUUUUUUGAAAAUAAAAUAUCUUUACAAAAUAUACCUACUUUUAAAAAGAUCCAAAAUUUUCAAGAUAUGAAUGAUUAUUCCAUUUUAAAGAACUUGCAUGUUUUUAAUGAAUUAAAAAAUAAAACAGCAUGGUAUGAAGAUGAUUUAACAUUAAUGAGAAAAGAUUUAAGUGAAUUUUCGUCUAUUGCAUCUGAGUCGGUAUUACAAUUAUAUAUUAAAAACUUGCAAAAUGAGUUACAAACGUUAUACGGAUAUUACUCUGAUUUGAGAGAAGUUCAUCAAGAAUUAUGGAAGGAGUAUAUGAAAAGUCAAAUAGUGGAUCAUGAUGAAAAUUAAUGUUUUUUAUAAAAGUAAUA
Pneumocystis murina B123 is the source of this 1382-nucleotide messenger RNA. RefSeq lists its product as hypothetical. The record is from RefSeq and is a predicted model, not a curated record. The coding region runs from base 1 to 1362 and encodes 453 amino acids. Gene Ontology annotation, cellular component: nuclear pre-replicative complex. Gene Ontology annotation, biological process: DNA-templated DNA replication; rRNA processing. NCBI's taxonomy places the organism in Eukaryota, Fungi, Ascomycota, Pneumocystomycetes, Pneumocystales, Pneumocystaceae. Gene Ontology annotation, molecular function: protein binding. The transcript has 6 exons.